CUCAUGAUCAAACUACCCGGAUGUUUUGCAAUCGUUGCCAUCUUGCCCCUCCUCUUCUCUUGCUCUGCACUGCCUAUCAAAGACCAUGUUCUUGAUCAUCUCAGACCGUCAACGGAGGGAGGGAACGUAUGGGUUUUGUUAGUUGCUGGAUCGAGUGGCUACAUGAACUACAGGCAUCAGGCAGACGUCUGCCAUUCCUAUCAUAGCAUACGAGCUCGAGGAGUUCCCGAGGAGCGAAUCAUUGUCAUGCUCUUCGACGAUGUGGUUCAGUCCUUCUUCAACACAAGACGCGGCUUCCUCUACAACGAGCCCGACGGAGACGACGUGUACGCGGGCGUUCGCAAGGACUAUACGGGACAUCAGAUCACGCCCAAGAACUUCCUCGCUGUCCUACGGGGAGAUGCCGUUGCCAUGAAGGGCAUCGGAACUGGGAGGGUCGUUGCGAGUGGUCCCAGCGAUAGGAUUUUUGUUUACUUUGCAGAUCAUGGAGCGCCUGGGAUGCUAGCGUUCCCUUCUCACCAUCUUGUCGUCCCCACCAAACUGUAUGCCAAGGAUCUGAUAUCUACUUUGGAGAAGAUGCACAAGCAGCAGAAGUACGCAGAGAUGUUGCUGUACGUGGAAGCUUGCGAGUCUGGGUCGAUGUUCGACGGUCUGUUGCGUGAGGAUCUCAACAUCCUUGCGGUCACUGCUGCUUCUCCGUUCGAGUCAAGCUUCGCGUGCUACUACAACAACACACUGGGCACGUUCCUCGGAGACUGCUUCAGCAACCACUGGCUGGAGCACGAGGACGAGACCUCGGUCUCCACGGAAACCAUAGAUGACGAGGUUGAACGAGUCAAGACAGUGACGAACACUAGCCACGUGUGUGUCUAUGGAGACAUGAGCAUCGCUCAACAAUUUCUCGGAGAUUUCUUGGGCCCCAAGUCGAACUCCUCAGUCUCCCGUCAGCCUGCAGGAGGCAGGAGGCAGGCGAAGGCGACGUCGAGCAGAGAUGUGCAUGAGACGGUCCUGAGGAAUAGACUAGCUGAGCUGGAGGCCAGCCAUCUCGGAGAUCAAGAAGCAAGUGACCUGCACAGGAUGUUGGAGACGGAGCUGCGUGCUGUACUCGAGAGCCAUACUCGCGCCGAUCUUCUGUUCCUCGAGCUUGCUCGAGCUCUAGCUGAUGAGCAAGUGCCGCUCCAGCGUCUCCUCGUCGGCCAGAACCCUCCUCAAGACUGCCAUGGGCAGACUGUCCCUGACUUCUCGUGCCUGGAGUCGGCAGUUGACACUUUCGAGCAUCUCUGCGAGCCUCUCACCGACUACUCCUUGAAGUACGUUGCGGUGCUCAAUCGAGCCUGCAGCGCUGGAAGGAGCACGACCGACAUCACCUCUGCUAUUGCUCAAGUUUGCAAACAUGCUGCAAAGCCAAGCCCUUGCCACAAACAAACUUCCCAGUCAGCCUGCGACGCCAUGGCCGACUGUACUUGGUGCAAGAGUUCAGCAGUACCCAGCAGGUGUCUGUCGAUAGAGGAGGCCAAGAAAUUGCCACCUGCAGUUUUUGUCUGCGAUCGCAGCGAGUGAGGGGACGACUUACAUUUGAGUAAGGGAACGAAAGGGAGGAAGGGAGUGGGUCAUUAUGAAGGAUAGAGGCGAGGAAAGAAGUAAGCAAUCUCCAUUAGUCUUUCACUUUAUUAGUUUGAAUAGAAUCACGUAGUUU
Guillardia theta CCMP2712 is the source of this 1696-nucleotide messenger RNA. RefSeq lists its product as hypothetical. The transcript has 10 exons. NCBI's taxonomy places the organism in Eukaryota, Cryptophyceae, Pyrenomonadales, Geminigeraceae. Bases 4 to 1560 code for a protein of 518 amino acids. Gene Ontology annotation, biological process: vacuolar protein processing. Gene Ontology annotation, molecular function: cysteine-type endopeptidase activity. The record is from RefSeq and is a predicted model, not a curated record.